UCAAUUUAUUAUAUAUAUGUAUCAUUUUAUUACAAUCAUCAGCUGUUUUCCAAACUUCUAACAAGCAGGUGUGGAAUACCAUCUGUAGUAGAGUUAUUGAAUGUAAAUACAUCGAUUUCAUCAAAUACAGAGACAUCCAGUUAUACAAAUUAAAUACUUAAACAUAAUUUAAAUUCUAUGUUUAUGGUAAGUACAAAAGUUUUAAGUAAAAAAUUAAACAAACUUUUUAAACUUUUAUUAUGUUCUUGUUGAUUAUUUAUUAAAAUAAAUUAUAAAAUUCGGAACAGGUGAAAUCCAUAAGUGAGAAUUUCGGGUUAGAGAGAAAGCUCUAAAAAUAUCGCGGUCCUUUAGACUUUUUUUAUUAUUUGGUAACAACCGAAUCUUAUUUUAUGCGAGUCAAAUAUGUACGACGUCUAUAGUUGAUUCCACUGAUGGAUCAAACCCAUUCACCAAAGGACUUGGAUAUGUUCCUAUCGCGCGCGUGCCACUCGCAGACUGUGGCGCAGAAACUUGCCGACUCCAACACAAAACGAACGAGACUCUCCUACUCCGACAUAACAGCACUCAGACAUAUCCAACGGUCCGCUGUAUCGCCCAUGUACCGACGACCAGCAAACAGGUGCGAUGUCCAUGGUUGAUUCCAUUGAUGAAUCCAAACCACUCACCAAAGCACUUGGAUAUGUCCAUAUCGCGCGCGUGCCACUCGCAGACUGUGGCUCAGAAACUUGCCGACUCCAACACAAAACGAACGAGACUCUCCAACUCCGACAUAACAGCACUAAGACAUAUCCAACGGUCUGCUGUAUCGCCCAGGUAUCCGCGACCAGCAAACAGGUGCGAUGUCCAUGGUUGAUUCCAUUGAAGAAUCCAAACCACUCACCAAAACACUUGGAUACGUCCCUAUCGCGCGCGUGCCACUCGCAGACUGUGGUGCAGAAACCUGCCGACUCCAACACAAAACGGCCGAGACUCUCCUACUCCGACAUAACAGCACUCAGACAUAUCCAACGGUCCGCUGUAUCGUCCAUCUACCGACGACCAGCAAACAGGUGCGAUGUCCAUGGUUGAUUCCAUUGAUGAAUCCAAACCACUCACCAAAGCACUUGGAUAUGUCCCUAUCGCGCGCGUGCCACUCGCAGACUGUGGCGCAGAAACUUGCCGACUCCAACACAAAACGACCGAGACUUGCCUACUCCGACAUAACAGCACUCAGACAUAUCCAACGGUCCGCUGUAUCGCCCAGGUAUCCGCGACUAGCAAACAGGUGCGAUGUCCAUGGUUGAUUCCAUUGAUGAAUCCAAACCACUCACCAAAGCACUUGGAUAUGUCCCUAUCGCGCGCGUGCCACUCGCAGACUGUGGCGCAGAAACUUGCCGACUCCAACACAAAACGACCGAGACUCUCCUACUCCG
Papilio xuthus (Asian swallowtail) is the source of this 1412-nucleotide messenger RNA. RefSeq lists its product as uncharacterized. Bases 625 to 1068 code for a protein of 147 amino acids. The transcript is spliced from 2 exons. Lineage: Eukaryota; Metazoa; Arthropoda; Insecta; Lepidoptera; Papilionidae. The record is from RefSeq and is a predicted model, not a curated record.